Messenger RNA from Trachymyrmex cornetzi, 438 nucleotides. RefSeq lists its product as uncharacterized. Lineage: Eukaryota; Metazoa; Arthropoda; Insecta; Hymenoptera; Formicidae. The transcript has 3 exons. The record is from RefSeq and is a predicted model, not a curated record. Bases 94 to 438 code for a protein of 114 amino acids.
CACUUCACUCAAUGUUGUUUGUUUUGUUCUCGUCUGUAUUAUAAUCUAAGGGCAUUCGAAGAUUUAAGUUGUGUGGACAGUAGACGUGAUCAUAUGAACGCCAUUUUCAGAAGAGAGAAGAAGAAGAAGGGUAGUAAAUCUAGUGUAGGAUUGUAUAGAUUUGUGCCAAUUUGUGUGGUUUUACUCGUAAACAUGGAAUCGGGAUAUAUAAUAAGGAAUAACGCAAGGAUUACUGCGAAGGAUAUACCAAAUUCAAGUGCAUCAUUAGACUGCAUUUGUUAUAGACCACAUUCUCACAUUAUAUGCAAUGGUUGUGGAUUUUGGACUAAAGGAAGAGUAAGAUACUGUUGUCCUCAACAUCCUAAGAUUGUUUUUCUACACGAUCAUGCUCAAUGUCCACGCUGUAGGAGCUAUGACUUUAUGCUUAAAGAGAUCUAA